Molecule: messenger RNA, 1270 nt
Organism: Fusarium verticillioides 7600
Lineage: Eukaryota; Fungi; Ascomycota; Sordariomycetes; Hypocreales; Nectriaceae
Product: pyrroline-5-carboxylate reductase
Exons: 2
Coding region: 106-951 (281 amino acids)
Biological process (GO): L-proline biosynthetic process
Molecular function (GO): pyrroline-5-carboxylate reductase activity
Source: RefSeq, a predicted model, not a curated record
UCACCCCAAACUUUUACGUAUCACCAAACUUGAACCCUACGAUAAAUAAACCAUCUCAUCUCAGCGCAUCCCUUCUCGCUCUUUCUAUCAGAACUCACAACCACAAUGACUCCCUCACUACAAGACGCCAAGAUCACCUUCCUGGGCGGAGGCAACAUGGCCGCCGCCAUCAUCGGCGGCCUCCUCGCCAAAAACAUCCCCAAGUCCAACAUCUACGUCUCCGAGCCCUGGGACGUGAACCGCAACAAGAUGGCCGACCUAGGCGUCAAGACCACCGCCGACAACAAAGAAGCCGCCGCCGACGCCGAUGUGGUCAUCCUCGCUGUGAAGCCGCAGGUCGCCAAGGGCGUCUGUGAGGAGCUGAGCUCUGCUUGGGCCAAGAGGGAUAGUCUGCCUGUUGUUAUUUCCAUCGCGGCGGGUAUUACGCUGGAGAGCAUUGCGCAGUGGUUCAAGGGCGAUGCGGGUGAGGCGCCGCAUAUUGUGCGUGUUAUGCCGAACACACCUGCGCUUGUGGGUGAGGGUGCGAGUGGGCUUUAUGCGGCGGGGGAUGUUACCAAGGAGGAGAGGGAGUUGACGUCUGCGCUUUUGGGGAGUGUGAGCAAGGCUGCUGAGUGGGUUGACAAGGAGGAGCUUCUUGAUGUCGUCACUGGUAUCUCUGGCUCUGGCCCUGCUUACUUCUUCGCUUUCGUCGAGCAUCUCAUCUCCAGCGGUAUCGGCCUUGGUCUCUCUGAAGAGCAGGCUACUCGUCUCGCCACACAGACCUGCCUUGGUGCUGGAAAGAUGCUUGUUGAGUCUUCUGAUGAGCCCGCUCAACUGCGAAAGAACGUCACCAGCCCUAACGGUACUACGCACGCUGCUCUUGUUAGCUUCGAGAACUCUGGCCUCAAGGAAAUCGUAGACAAGGCAGUCAAGGCUGCUGCUGACCGUGCGAAGGAGCUUGGAAAGAACUAGAUAGCUGCGUGUAUUAUGGGAAUGGUACGCAAUUCAUGAAAAUAAAAGUAAAACUGUUAAUAAAGGAUGCCUGGCUUUUAAUUUUAUGCUGGGCUUUGUACUAGGUGCCCAGGGGAGGACCUAGAGACCUUUCAAGAAGCUAUGGGAUUGUGCUAUCGGAUCAACUCCAACAUGAAUACGCAGUGCAGAGCAAGACUAUUCUAGACGAUAUUUAUUCACCUAGUUAAAGCUUCAGAGCCUUCGAGCACUGUUCUAACGUGUCGCCUGAUGCUUAGUGCUGCAAUCAAUAGAGGCAAGUGCCACAGAAAUCCUCAAGGCA